Nicotiana tabacum (common tobacco) is the source of this 862-nucleotide messenger RNA. RefSeq names its product basic form of pathogenesis-related protein 1-like. NCBI's taxonomy places the organism in Eukaryota, Viridiplantae, Streptophyta, Magnoliopsida, Solanales, Solanaceae. Gene Ontology annotation, cellular component: extracellular region. The record is from RefSeq and is a predicted model, not a curated record.
AUACUAUUCCUUGUUUCUCACCAAAACCCAAAAUGGGAUACUCCACAACAUUAGUUGCUUGUUUCAUUACCUUUGCUAUAUUAUUUCACUCAUCUCAAGCUCAAAACUCUCCCCAAGAUUAUCUUAACCCUCACAAUGCAGCUCGUAGACAAGUUGGUGUUGGUCCCAUGACAUGGGACAAUAGGUUAGCGGCCUUUGCCCAAAAUUAUGCAAAUCAGAGAGCUGGGGACUGCAGGAUGCAGCAUUCCGGUGGCCCUUACGGCGAAAACCUAGCCGCCGCCUACCCUCAGCUCCACGCGGCGGGAGCAGUAAAGAUGUGGGUUGAUGAGAAGCAAUUUUACAAUUAUAAUUCAAAUACUUGUGCAGCGGGAAAAGUGUGUGGACACUAUACUCAGGUGGUGUGGCGUAACUCAGUACGUCUUGGUUGUGCUAGGGUUCGAUGCAACAAUGGGUGGUAUUUUAUAACAUGCAAUUAUGAUCCACCUGGUAAUUGGAGAGGACAACGUCCCUACGGUGAUCUUGAAGAGCAACAUCCCUUUGAUUCCAAGUUGGAACUUCCAACUGAUGUCUAGUAAUAACGGUUUACGUGAUCAAAUAAUGAAUAAAAGCUUUGUCAUGUGUUAAGGAAAAUUAAAUAAAUACCAGUACUAUGCUAUGUGAUGUUAUCUUCUUACCCAGUGGAUAAUAAUCCAAUGGUGUAGCAAGGGGUGGAUUUACUGUUAUCUACUUGUUUUACAUUUGUUUUUGGUGGUAUUAUGGAGGUGUGUAUAUGUAUGUGUUUUGAUGAAUAAACAAAGUGAACAAGGUGAUGAGUCAACAGCGAUGUAAAUUUGUUCUUUGAUUAAUAUAAUUACUUACUAGA